AUGACGGCCAUCUUCGGGCAGGAGCUGAGCCCUGGUAUGGCGGUGCUGGUGUAUGUGUUCCUGGUCUUGGCGUUGCUGGUACUCUUCGGCUCCAUCUAUUACUACUGGAGCUACGCACGCAAGAUCGAGCGGUUCCUAGCAAGAGAUAACCAGAACAACAACAUGAUGCGGCAUCACCUCGUGGACAGUUUCCUACAGCGCGGAGAAGAGGAGUGGCCCUGCUCUAUCUGUUUCCACGACAACCACCCGGACAAGACGAGCUGUGUCAUGUGCGGCACGCCACGCAUCGUCACAGCCACGACACCGUCGAAUCUUGCUCGAGCGUCGGGUCUACACAAGCAGGACUUUAGCCAAAGUAUGCUCAAUCAACAGUCACGUGUACGCAGCUUCCACGUGCGAAGACUCAAGCAAAUGGACCUCACAUCCAGACAGAAAGCGGCCGUGCGUCGGCAUCUCUGGAAGAGGAAGCGAGGCAAAGAUGGCGUCAUGCGGUGGGUACGUAUCGACGCAAAGCAGGAAGAACACGAGGCCCUGAAUAAGGAAACCAGGAGCGAAACAAUGUAUAGUGGACUCAGUACGCCUCCCAAUGGCACAGCCAUCUUAGGAGGAGACGAGUUCCCACGGACAUCCAACACAAGUCGCGUCUCGUCGUCGUCCUCAUUGAGGGAAGACAACGAGCACAUUGCACUUGCGUUAAGGGACUUUGGGGUCCCUGAGAGUGAAGGUCGGCACCCGGACAGCUCGUUUCUAUCAGCCAAUAACGACCUGGGACGUCCGUCUUUCCAGCCUCUACGUGCGACGGCGUUGCAACGUCUAGAAGAAGCAGAAGAGCGCCCCACCAUGGCUUUCUAUUCGCAACAGAACCCGUUCAAUCCUGCUAAUAGUGGUGCAAACCCGUUCAACCCGAAUGCGAGCAGUAAAAAACCGUUUUCGGGUAGUACAACCAACCCGUUCGCAAGUACUCGUGGACUUGCAAGUUCUCGAGGUUUAAACCAGAUUAGUGAAGACCGGGAAGGCACAAUAGGUGGAGGACCAAUCCCAGAUAUUGGAGGACCAAGCGCUGUGGAGGACCGGCGUUUCCAUGACUUUAACGACACAGGUAUCUCGAAUGUAUCUACCGGUUAUGUACGACAUGAAGACGGCGAAGGAGGCUACGAGUGGACUCCUGCUGGGACGAUUAUAGCGUAUACGGAUACCACUCGUCGUAUGGACUGCGAAGACGACCUGGAGGAGAUUGCGUCGCUGACAUUCCACGAUAAGAACCGCUGGUUCCUGGAGCAGGUUCAGAAGCGCUGGCGAAGCUACGAAGAAGGCCACAUCCAAUUCGUCGUAAGACGUGAACAUGUGGUCAGUGAUUCGUUGGAGCAAAUGCUCAAAUGUCCGCCCAGUCGAUUCUGGGAACGCCUUCGUAUUUACUUUGAGAACGAGCCGGGAUUGGAUGCUGGAGGGCUAAUUCGUGAGUGGUACGAGAUUCUGAGUGACUCACUUUUUAACGACGACUUUGGUCUCUUCAUCGCGACGAAAGGAGAGAACAUGGGCUAUUGGAUCAACCCUGCGUCGGCUUCUAAAGUGCCUAACCACUUGGAAUACUACGAGUUCAUCGGUCGAUUACUGGCGAAGGCGCUGAUUGAAGGCUACAACAUGAAGAUGUCGCUUGCGUUACCACUGAUUAAACAUAUUCUGGGUGUACCCAUCUCGUUCUCGGACUUGGAAUUCCUGGACGAAGAUCUGUACAAGAAUGCCAUGUGGAUGAAGCAGAACGACCACGCGGAGUUGCUUGCGAUCGACUUUACGGUACAGGUUAUUACUUCCGAGGGCAAGUCUCACACGGUCGAGCUUGUACCUGGUGGAGCAGACCGUGACGUGACGGAUGAGAACAAGCAGGAAUAUCUGGAAUUGCUACUUAAACAUUACAUGUUUGAGAGUAUUUCGGAGCAACUUGGUGCUCUCCUCAUGGGCUUCUACGACGUCAUGCCGCAGUUUUUGAUCACUGUCUUCGAUUACCAGGAGUUCGAUCUGCUCUUGUCUGGUGUACCCGAACUCGACGUGAACGACUGGCAUACACACAGUGAAGUACGCUGGGUCAAGCUCGAGAAACCCACUCCAGCUGAACACCGUGUACUUCGAUGGUUCUGGGAGUGUAUGCGCGAGUUUACGAGCGAAGAACGAGCUCGUUUGCUACAAUUCGCCACCGGUACAUCUCGUGUACCGGUACAGGGCUUCAAGGCACUUACGAGUAGUGACGGCCGUGUCCGACGAUUUACUAUCCAGUUCGUACAACGUGGUGCCCCUCCUACGGGCCUCAUGCCUAAGGGCCACACAUGUUUCAACCGAAUCGACUUGCCUCUUUAUCACAACAAGGAAGAGAUGGUCAACUACCUGACGCUUGUGAUGAACAUGGAGAUCUCAGGCUUCUGGAUGGAGUAA
Molecule: messenger RNA, 2427 nt
Organism: Phytophthora infestans T30-4
Lineage: Eukaryota; Oomycota; Peronosporomycetes; Peronosporales; Peronosporaceae
Product: HECT E3 ubiquitin ligase, putative
Exons: 1
Coding region: 1-2427 (808 amino acids)
Molecular function (GO): ubiquitin-protein transferase activity
Source: RefSeq, a predicted model, not a curated record